Molecule: messenger RNA, 702 nt
Organism: Haliotis rufescens (red abalone)
Lineage: Eukaryota; Metazoa; Mollusca; Gastropoda; Lepetellida; Haliotidae
Exons: 2
Coding region: 1-702 (233 amino acids)
Source: RefSeq, a predicted model, not a curated record
AUGACGCUCCGAAUUGUAGAACAUCUCAAACGGACCAACACACCCAAGAAAUCCAAAGUUGUGGAUGAAGAAUCUCAUCCGUGUAACGUUGUGCCGUUGAAUUCCCCAGAAGUCAACACACUCGAUAGUAGAGAGGAAAGAUCUAACACACUCGACAGUGAAGAAAAAAUAUCUUACACGCCCGACAGUGAAGACAACAGUUCUAACAUACUUGACAGUGAAGAGAAAAGAUCUAACUCACCUGCCAGUGGAGAUAAAAGAUCUAACAGGCUUGACAGCGAAGACAACAGUUCUCAUUUACUUGAUAGUGGUGAGAAAAGAUCUAACCCGCUUGACAAUGGAGAGAACAGAUCUAACACAUUUGACAGUGAAGAGAAAAGAUCUAACACUCCUGACAGUGGAGAGAACAGAUCUAACACGCUCGACAGUGGAGAGAGCAGAUCUACCUCGAAUGACAGUGAAGACAACAGUUCUAACAUAUUUGGCAGUCAGGAGAAAAGAUCUGACACGCUCCAUUGUGGAGAGAAAAAAUCUAACACACUCGACAGUAAAGAGAAAAGAUCUAACACAUCUGACGGUGGAGAGAGCAGACCUAACAUGCUAGAGAAAAUGUCUAAACCGCUUUAUAGUGGAGACAACAGUUCUAACAUACUUGACACUGAAGACAAAAGAUCUAACUCACUUGACAGUGGAGAUAAAUGA